This is a messenger RNA of Alosa alosa (allis shad), 2358 nucleotides long. It is a transcript of the gene traf3ip2a, whose product is annotated as TRAF3 interacting protein 2a. Bases 785 to 1978 code for a protein of 397 amino acids. The record is from RefSeq and is a predicted model, not a curated record. NCBI's taxonomy places the organism in Eukaryota, Metazoa, Chordata, Actinopteri, Clupeiformes, Clupeidae. The transcript is spliced from 9 exons. Gene Ontology annotation, biological process: positive regulation of canonical NF-kappaB signal transduction; humoral immune response.
AUUUGUCAUAUUGGCUGUGAGGUGUAUUCCAGUCUCUGUUUUGUUUGAUUUUGGAGUGUUCUGUGUGGAAAGGUUAUAGCUUUAUAGUCUCAGCUGAGAUGACUACUGUUAAUGAUUUGGUGUUGCCUUUGAAAACAGGUUGGGAAUGGCGUAAUGUCAUCUACAGGUGGCUUAGAGUUUCACCUUAGUACUAUGUAGUCUACUUUUGAUUCCUUCAGCAGAGACAGGCUUGUAAGGAUUUCAGUUUGAGUGUAUCUCAAUUCAUUGGUUUAAUCUGAAAGGGAAUAGGAAGAAUCAAGCAAGUUUUAAUCUAUUUUAAGAAGAUCACAGUGUGAAAGAUUAAGACUGAAAAUAAAUAGAAAGAACAUACAAGCCUGACUUUGUGAAGCUUGUUUUCUUUUAAGAAUGCUUGACCAGUGUUUUGAGGGGAAUAUUUUGCUGAGAAAGAGGUUAAAAAUUGUGUGAAAAAAAUGCUGAUUAAAACAAAAUAUGUUUAAUUUCUUAUAUUUUUUAAGAAUAUUUUUGGGGCUUUUUGCCUUUAUGAAGAGCGAGUGAGGACAGGACAGUGAAGAGCGAGACAGGAAGUAAGUGGGAGAGAGAGAUGGGGUGGGAUAGGGAAAUGAGUGCAGGUCGGAUUCAAUCCUGGGUCUCCGGUUUCAUUUCUUAUUUAUCACUUUCUUUUUUGUUGCCUCCGUGAAAUCUUUUGUUGUCUUAGAUUUCGUUUCCCAUGAUACUGGGUGGAUAAUAUUCCCUUUGUGGCCAGUACAGUCCAGUGUCACAAACCAUGAUGGAUUCCUUUCCAGUGCCCUGCCGCCACAGAAGCCUCCCGGUGGAAACGGAUGAGGCCAUGACCUCGUCCUCGCUGAACCUGGCCUGGUCAGCCUGCCAGCAGUGCCUCGAGCCCAGGCAGCCUUCACAGGCUCCGCAGAUUGCCGAUGAGUGGUCGCCGCCCCCCGUGACAAUCAACGUGUGCGGAGUGGAUUACCCAGACGAGACGGGUCUGGAACUCUCCAUGGACCUCUCCUCGGCCCCAGGGGUCCCCAGCAUCAGCUCCUGGAUGGACAAGGUGCCCAGAAAAGACUCCCCAGUCCGGAGCUACUACAGACCUCCUAAGGAGCCCCCCAGCCUGGACCCUGGCAGCCUGGAGCCUCCCCAGCCUCUCCGCUCCGACACCAACCCUGUGUGCCUGAGGCCCAUGCGCUGCCACUUGCCCUGCUGUACUAACCCCAUCCCACCUCUGUGUCAUCCUGCGCAUGGGAUCCGCUUUUCCCAGCCCUGCCCAUGCCUGCACCAAGUCGAUCCAGCCCGACAGCACUUCUGCCCAAACAAAGAGCCUGUACAAGACCCACUCCACCAGCCAGACCUUAAUAAAAACACUACCCCUGUCAGAGAAGUUAUGACGGAGAUGUGCCCCACACCCUCACUACCUCUUGCCCCAAGUCACAUUCCAACACAGGAAAUGAGAAAGACCAUCAGUCUACCUGAUAACUGCCGAAACCUUUUCAUAACAUACUCUAUAGACACAGCUGAGGAAAUUCCUGCAUUUGUGAGUUUCUUGAUGACACAGGGCUUUCGUCCAUAUAUUGAUAUAUUUGACGACCCUGUAAGAAGACUGGAUAUAAAUAAGUGGAUGGAUAGUUUUUUAAAAGAUAAAUCCGUGUUGAUUAUCAUGGUCAUCAGUCCCAAAUACAAAAUUGAUAUUGAAGGUGAUGGCUCAGAUGAACAUGGACUGCACACCAAGUACAUCCAUAGUCAGCUACAGAAUGAGUUUAUUCAGCAGCGCUGCCUGAAUUUCCGACUUGUCCCAGUGUUGUUCUCAAGUGCAACUCGGGACCAUAUUCCCAUCUGGCUGCAGAGCACACGCAUCUACCGAUGGCCUCAGGACAUGCAGGAUCUGCUGCUCCGCCUGCUUCGAGAGGAGCGCUACGUCGCCCCACCCAUGGGGAAGGAGCUCACCCUCACCAUCAGACCCAUCUGACACACACAUUUGUGAACUCAACUGACUAGCUUAGCCUAAUGCAGUGAGGCUAUUCAUUGAUCCACGCCACUGGGCAGGGGCCAUUGUGGAAGUCUCAGCAUGAGGUCUCACUAUUUUUCACCAAAGAUCAAAGACUCUGUAAAUAAUAUUCUAUGGGUUCUAAUUCCUCAUAAUGACAAUUCCUGAUUGAGUCUGUACAACACAAAGGGAAAAAGGGGACAUAAAAAAUGUCAACAUUUAGCCACCGGAGGGCAAUGUGGACUACAUAUUCUAGUACUCAAGAGGGUGCUGCUUUGCCAUGUACUGUAUGUGCUUUGCACAUGUGCAGAUGCCUUGCUGGUAGGUGAAAAUGCUUAUUAAAUCUCUAAUGUUCUGAAAAA